Molecule: messenger RNA, 1152 nt
Organism: Eutrema salsugineum
Lineage: Eukaryota; Viridiplantae; Streptophyta; Magnoliopsida; Brassicales; Brassicaceae
Product: ATP-dependent DNA helicase PIF1-like
Exons: 2
Coding region: 1-1152 (383 amino acids)
Biological process (GO): telomere maintenance; DNA repair
Molecular function (GO): DNA helicase activity
Source: RefSeq, a predicted model, not a curated record
AUGAGUAGGGAUAGUUACGAGACAUUGGAUAGAACCUUGAGAGAUAUAUUAAAAUGUGACAAGCCUUUUGGUGGUAACGUUAUCGUUUUUGGUGGAGAUUUCAGGCAAAUUUUGCCUGUUAUUCCAAACGCAGGCAAAACAGAGAUUCUUAUGGCUACUUUAAAUUCAUCUCCCCUUUGGUUUGGAUGUAAAGUGUUGAGGCUUACACGUAACAUGCGACUAAUCCCUGGAGACAACAGUCGUGAGAUGUGUGAGCUAGCAUCUUUUACAAGGUGGAUUAUUGAUAUUGGAGAAGAAAAAAUAAAUCCGAGUGAUAACAGGGAAAGCGAGAUCGAUAUUCCGAGUGAAGUAUUGAUUAAUGAUUGUGAGAAUCCGAUUAAAGCUAUUGUUGAUGAAGUUUAUGGACAGGAUUUUCACACCAAGACUGAUCCUAAGUUCUUUCAGGAUAGGGCUAUUUUGAGUCCAAGGAAUGAUGAUGUUGGGCUUAUAAAUGAUUACAUGUUAUCACAAUUAAAAGGUGAGGAACGAACCUAUCUAAGUUGUGAUAGUAUUGAUCCCUCUGAUAGAGAAAUUGAUACGGAUGAUGCAUCUGAAAUUCCCUCUCAGAGUGUUCGCUCAGACCGCAAAAACGAUCCGGGUAAUAUGAUAUAUACAGAAGAGUUUCUAAACAGUGUCAAAAUUUCUGGUUUACCCAACCAUUGUUUGCGUUUAAGAGCCGGUACUCCUGUUAUGUUGCUGAGGAAUAUUAAUCCUAGGAAUGGUUUGUGUAAUGAAACUAGGUUACUUAUUACUCAGAUGGCCAAUUAUGUCCUAAAGGCUAUAAUAAUAACUGGUGACAAAAUAGGAGAGAAAGUUCUUAUUCCUAGGAUAUUUUUAUCUCCGACAGAGACUAAAUUUCCUUUCAGAAUGAGGCGCAAACAGUUUCCAAUUACCCUUGCUUUUGCGAUGACGAUAAACAAGAGUCAGGGUCAGACACUUGCUAAAGUUGGAUUGUAUCUGCCUAAACCAGUCUUUACACAUGGUCAACUGUAUGUUGCUGUUUCGCGGGUAACAUCCAAAUCAGGACUAAAAAUCUUAAUCACGGACAAAGACAAAAAGCCUCAAACGAAGACAUUAAAUGUUGUAUACAAGGAUGUCUUUGAUAAUAUUUAG